Raphanus sativus (radish) is the source of this 1326-nucleotide messenger RNA. RefSeq lists its product as uncharacterized. NCBI's taxonomy places the organism in Eukaryota, Viridiplantae, Streptophyta, Magnoliopsida, Brassicales, Brassicaceae. Bases 1 to 1326 code for a protein of 441 amino acids. The transcript has a single exon. Gene Ontology annotation, molecular function: nucleic acid binding; RNA-DNA hybrid ribonuclease activity. The record is from RefSeq and is a predicted model, not a curated record.
AUGGCUGCCAAAGAGUUGAUACUGACGGGUAUCAGACAGAAAGUCCACUCUGGAAAUGAGAUCAGGGCAUGGGAGGAUCCUUGGAUCCCAACGAUCCCAUCGAGGCCGGCCAGAACCUGUGCACCAGUUGUACAUCCAUUGAUGGCAGUAAGCGAACUCAUGACGGGUAAUCCGAGGUGUUGGGAUGCACAGAAACUGGAACAAUAUGUUCAAAGGGAGGAUAUUGAGCUGAAAACAUCACUGGCCAUAAGCCAAGAAUUUUCUCGAGAUGAAUAUUGCUGGAGUUAUACGAAAAAUGGAAUGUACACGGUCAAAUCAGGGUAUUGGGUUGCAACCAACUUGCUUAGAGAACAUACCUCGGAGCCUGAGCCAAGUAUUUUAAAACUCCAAGCCUUUGCUUGGAAAAUAAAGGCUCCUCCGAAGAUCAAACAUUUCAUAGCUAUAUCUGGACAAUUAGCAGUUACUAGUAACCUAAACCAUCGUCAUAUGCGAUGUGAUAAUCAUUGUCCUAGAUGUGGAGCUGAGGAUGAAACCAUUAAUCAUGCAUUAUUUGAAUGCCCCCCAUCUAUUCAAACUUGGGCACAUGCUGCUACACUUACCCCUCCAACUACAUUUCCCAGUGCUAGUCAUUUCUCGAACAUCGAUUAUCUAUUUUGGAGAAAGAAUGACAUUGAAGACCCGGAACUAGAUAAAGACCCAUACCCGUGGAUCCUAUGGUUCAUAUGGAAAGGAAGAAAUGAGAAGCUAUUCAGAGGAAUAGACAGGGACCCUUUGGAAACUGUAAGACAUGCGGAAUCGGAAUGUCAUGUUUGGUUUGCUGCAAACCGGAAGGAUGAGGUGGUGGUAUUGCCGGUAGAUACAACUCCUCCUUUACAAACAGAAAUAUGCUUGAUUGAUGGUUCAUGGACACAUAAUGCAUUCUUUAGUGGUUAUGGUUGGACAUGGAAGAACAAGGAUGGAGGAAUUCAGCUACUGGGUGCAAGGAAUAAACCUCGAAGGAUAUCAGCUUUACAUUCGGAACUUGAAGCGUUAAUAUGGGCGAUGGAGUGUAUGCUGCAAUUAUCGACCUGUCAGCUCUUUGGAACUGACUGCAAGGAUUUAAUAUCAAUGAUCGAGGACCCUGGAUCAUGGCCGAACUUCUCAACUGAACUGAAAGAGCUUCUCAAAUUGAAGAGUAGAUUCUCAGAGUUUUCGAUAGUUUAUAUUUCGCGCAGUGAGAAUGUAUCUUCUGAUUCAUUAGCUAAGAUAGUAAGAUCUUUCCAUAGGAACUUGUAUUACAUUGGUUGUUAUAUUCCGGUCUGGUUUCACAGACCACCUCAAGUCUAA